GUCGCGGGGCAUUGUGGGAGCGGCCCCGCUUUGGCGGUUCCGUCAAAAUGGCGGCGCGGGAGCCGGCGGGGCCGGCGGGGCCGUAGCGGGCGGCCGCGCGCCGGGCGAGCAUGGCGACCCCCGACCACAAGUCGCCCAACGUGCUGCUGCAGAGCCUGUGCUGCCGCAUCCUGGGCCGGAGCGAAGCGGACGUGGCCCAGCAGUUCCAGUACGCCGUGCGCGUGAUCGGCAGCAACUUCGCGCCCACCGUGGAGAGGGACGAGUUCCUGGUGGCCGAGAAGAUCAAGAAGGAGCUGGUCCGCCAGCGCAGGGACGGGGAUGCUGCCUUGUUCUCGGAGCUGCACCGGAAGCUCCACUCCCAGGGAGUUCUGAGGAACGUCUGGUCGACCCUGUACCUCUUGCUGAGCCUUAGCGAAGACCCACGCAAGCCGCCAAAUAAGGUCUCCAGCUAUGCCUCCCUGUUUGCUCAAGCGUUGCCGAGAGAUGCCCACUCGACGCCCUAUUACUGUGCUCGGCCGCAGACACUCCCGCUCAACUACCAGGACCGCGGCACUCAGUCGGUGCCCAGCUCGGGCAGCCUGGGCAGCAGCGGCAUCAGCAGCAGCAGCGUACAGACGCAGCAGGCCCCGGGCGUCGGGGACUGCCUUCGCCAGCAGCUGGGCUCACGGCUUGCGUGGACCUUGACUGCGAACCCGCCUUCCUCCCAGACCGCUUCCUCCAAGGGAACCCCCAGCGCUGCCGCGCGCACCGUGGGGAGGCCGAGGAGAGACGGGGAUGCGGGAGGCACUGCGGAGGUGUGCGAGGCUGCCCUGGUCAGGGACAUCCUGUACGUCUUCCAGGGCAUCGACGGCAAACACGUGCGGAUGAGCAGCUCUGAGGACGGCUACCGGGUGGAGGGCAAGGCGACCCUGAGCAAGUCCCUGAGGGACACGACUGUGCGACUCGCUGAGCUGGGCUGGCUGCACAACAAGGUCCGGCGGUACACAGACCAGCGGGGCCUCGACCGCUCCUUCGGACUGGUCGGCCAGAGCUUCUGUGCUGCCUUGCACCAGGAACUUAAGGAGUACUACCGGCUCCUCUCCGUCCUGCAUUCCCAGCUGCAGUUGGAGGACGAUCAGGGUGUGAAUCUGGGCCUUGAGAGCAGUUUGACGCUCCGGCGCCUCCUGGUCUGGACGUAUGACCCGAAGACGAGGCUGAAGACCCUGGCGGCCCUGGUGGACCACUGCCGAGGCCGGAAGGGCGGGGAACUGGCCUCAGCUGUGCACGCCUACACGAAGACGGGGGACCCGUCCAUGCGCUCUCUGGUCCGGCACAUCCUCAGCCUGGUGUCGCACCCCGUGCUGAGCUUCCUGUACCGCUGGAUCUAUGACGGGGAGCUGGAGGAUGCCUACCACGAGUUCUUUGUAGCGUCGGACCCCACGGUCAAGGCGGACCGGCUGUGGCACGACAAGUACACGCUGAGGAAGUCCAUGAUCCCCUCCUUCAUCACCAUGGACCAGUCUCGGAAGGUGCUUCUAAUCGGAAAGUCCAUCAAUUUCCUGCAUCAGGUCUGCCACGACCAGACACCUCCCACGAAGAUGAUGGCCGUGAACAGGGCUGCAGAGUCUCCCCAGGACGCUGCCGACUUGUUCACAGACCUGGAGAGCACGUUCCAGGGCAAGAUCGACGCCGCCUACUUUGAGACGAGCCGGCACCUGCUGGAUGUGCUGAGCCAGAGGUACAGCCUGCUGGACCACAUGCAGGCCAUGCGGCGCUACCUGCUCCUCGGCCAGGGGGACUUCAUCCGCCACCUCAUGGACCUGCUCAAGCCAGAGCUCGUCCGUCCAGCUACGACUCUGUACCAGCACAACCUGACUGGGAUUCUGGAGACGGCCGUCCGGGCCACCAAUGCCCAGUUCGACAGCCCCGAGAUCCUCCGGAGGCUGGACGUGCGGCUGCUGGAGGUUUCCCCGGGGGACACCGGAUGGGACGUGUUCAGCCUGGAUUACCACGUCGAUGGACCCAUCGCCACGGUGUUCACCCGGGAGUGUAUGAGCCACUACCUGAGGGUCUUCAACUUCCUCUGGAGGGCCAAACGGAUGGAGUACAUCCUGACUGACAUCCGCAAGGGCCACAUGUGCAACGCCAAGCUCCUGCGAGGCAUGCCAGAGUUCUCCGGUGUGCUGCACCACUGCCACGUGCUGGCGUCCGAGAUGGUGCACUUCAUCCACCAGAUGCAGUACUACAUCACCUUCGAGGUGCUGGAGUGCUCCUGGGACGAGCUCUGGAGCAAGGUGCGGCAGGCCCAGGACCUGGACCACAUCAUCGCCGCGCACGAGGUCUUCCUGGACACCAUCAUCUCCCGGUGCCUGCUGGACGCAGACUCCAGGACGCUCCUGAACCAGCUCCGGGCUGUGUUCGAUCAGAUCAUCGAGCUUCAGAACACGCAGGAUGCUAUCUACAGGGCCGCCCUCGGGGAGCUGCAGAGGCGCCUCCAGUUUGAGGAGAGGAAGAAGCAGCGGGAAACAGAGGGCCAGUGGGGGGUGACGGCCGCAGAGGAGGAGGAGGAGAACCAGCGGGUCCGAGAGUUCCAGGAAUCCAUCCCCAAGAUGUGCUCGCAGCUGCGGAUCCUGACCCACUUCUACCAGGGCAUCGUGCAGCAGUUCCUGGUGCUGCUGACCACCAGCCCCGACGAGAGCCUGCGUUUCCUCAGCUUCCGGCUGGACUUCAACGAGCACUACCGGGCGCGGGAGCCGCGGCUACGCGUGUCCCUGGGCUCCCGUGGCCGGCGCAGCUCCCACACGUGAGCCCCGGCCUGCGGGGCGAGGCCGCGUCUCUGUCACUUGUUGAAAAGCUUCCGAGAAGGUCGAGUGGGGGCUGUCCCCGCCCCCCGCAGAGACGAGUACACGCUGCUGUCUCCAGCGCCCUCAGGCGCAGUUUGUGAAUAUAAUCGAACUGAAUGGAGCAAACAUCCCGCUCAGAAAUAGAGCAUUUUAUUUUGGUUUUUAGUGUUGUAAAAUAUUAACCUCUGUGAGAACCUUUGUAUCCGAAUGCACUUACCACGUCUAUUCUUUCCUGCAGAGUUUACAUUUUGUAUUUAAUUUCCUGACUCGGAGGGUGUGAGGCAGGGCCCGUGAGGCGCAGGUCUGUCUGACAGGGUUCUGGACGCUUUCUGUUGGGAAGAAACCAACCUGAAUAAUGAAGAUUUCCUUUUCCUUGCCUAUUUUUUCAUUGUAAAUAUUUAUAUCUACUGACCAGGAAUGGCGGGAACGUUUUUUUUUUGUAAAAAAGGUCAUAUCAAGUCACAUAAAUCUGCCUUUAUUAUGUUGCUUAAGUGAAAACUUAGAGAAUUAAAGUAAUUAUCUUUCAGA
This is a messenger RNA of Sorex araneus (European shrew), 3350 nucleotides long. RefSeq names its product tubulin gamma complex associated protein 3 (gene TUBGCP3). Bases 111 to 2786 code for a protein of 891 amino acids. NCBI's taxonomy places the organism in Eukaryota, Metazoa, Chordata, Mammalia, Eulipotyphla, Soricidae. Gene Ontology annotation, biological process: microtubule nucleation; mitotic cell cycle; cytoplasmic microtubule organization. Gene Ontology annotation, cellular component: equatorial microtubule organizing center; gamma-tubulin small complex; centrosome. The transcript has 21 exons. Gene Ontology annotation, molecular function: gamma-tubulin binding; microtubule minus-end binding. The record is from RefSeq and is a predicted model, not a curated record.